UAAGCAUCGUGUAUUGGUGCGUCGUCUUCUCAUAUAAGGAUAAGCUGUAACCCCGGGCCUGCGCACAUGUCGGCGACAACCCUUCUUCCCAUUUCCGUGUAAACCAUCAUGACAAGUCUUGCCGAUUUCACAAUAUCCCGGAUUACACCUGAACAAGUUUCAUCUGUCAAAUAUGCUGAGAAGCUUGUUGACGUUUUCCGAGCUGCCACCAACGAUGGCAUCUACGACAAGCUCGGGGCCAGUGUCGCUGGAUAUUUGCAGGACUUGGUUCGUUACAAUUCUAGUAUACUACAAGUAGCUCGCCUCGGUGCAGACGACAGGAGCUAUGUGGUUGGCUUCGCGCUUUUCAAGCUACGCUUCAAGGGCUGGCGUGAUCCAUACUGGGAGUUCACUUCGUCAUCACAGCAAACAGAGCUUCAAGCUAGCAUCUUUGCAGCUGAAGGCAGCACAUUAUCUCCUGUUACCAGAGAAUUUACUGGUGAUCCUGUGUUGCAAGGAUUCAGCGAGAGCCUCAAAAUCGAUGGCCAGACGUUUUCGGAAAUCGAUGAAGACCUUUUAACCACAGUCCUUGAACCGGUCUACAUCUUGCCACAGUAUCAACACAUUGACGGAUUAGCACGAGCACUAGUUCAGCCUAUCAUGAAACACGCGGUCGCCAACCACAUCAAAGUCAUUGCGUAUAAUCGCUUGAAGUAUCAUGAUUACUCCUUGCCCCAAAAGAUAUCAGCCUCGUUCAAACCUCUUUACAACGGGUCCCGAGUUAAGAUACGCGUUGACACUAGGGAGACGCCGGGCUGGACUGGACCCGAGAUUAUUUGGAACCAAGAAUUUCAACUGUUCAGUACAGGACAUGGUCAAGAUGACCCUUAUCCGACUGGUGCUCUGGAAGAGUGGCGAUGAGCUCCAGCAGACCUUGAUAAAUUCAGCCGUUGACUGGCUCUCCUCAGUUUGUUUUAAUUUCCCAGAGUCCUACUAGACUAAUAUUGA
Molecule: messenger RNA, 987 nt
Organism: Truncatella angustata
Lineage: Eukaryota; Fungi; Ascomycota; Sordariomycetes; Amphisphaeriales; Sporocadaceae
Exons: 2
Coding region: 109-900 (263 amino acids)
Source: RefSeq, a predicted model, not a curated record